Messenger RNA from Epinephelus fuscoguttatus (brown-marbled grouper), 2547 nucleotides. RefSeq names its product sialate O-acetylesterase-like. Lineage: Eukaryota; Metazoa; Chordata; Actinopteri; Perciformes; Serranidae. Bases 146 to 1612 code for a protein of 488 amino acids. Gene Ontology annotation, biological process: carbohydrate metabolic process. The record is from RefSeq and is a predicted model, not a curated record. The transcript is spliced from 10 exons. Gene Ontology annotation, molecular function: sialate O-acetylesterase activity.
CGGAAACACGGAAGUGUCAGUUAGUUACAAAGUUUUCUGUCUGUAACACGAUAUGCCGCUUAACAUAUCAGCCAACUGACUUCAUAGUUUCUGACGGAGUUGUUUCCAGCUUUUCGUUUACGUGUGUUGUCUUCAUCUUCCUGUCAUGGCGAUAACUCUGUGUGUUGUUUUGAUAUUUGUAGCUGCCAUUCACAGAUGUGAGGGGGACCUGAGCUUUGCCUCCUACUAUGGGGACCACAUGGUGCUGCAGAAGUCUCCAGAGAGAGCUGUGCUGUGGGGCUAUGGCUCUGAUGGAGCACAGGUGACCCUCAUCCUGUCAGGACCAACAACACAGAAAACCUCACCAGUCACUGUGACAAAUGGAAUCUGGCGAGUCACCCUCGACCCUGUUGAAGCUGGUGGUCCCUACAAUGUGACAGCAGUCACCAAGGACAGCAAUGCCACUCUGACAGAUGUGCUGUUUGGAGAUAUUUGGCUGUGUGGGGGGCAGAGCAACAUGUGGUUUCAUAUGUCUAUGGUUUUCAAUGCAGCAGAGGAGCUGAAACUCUCAGAGAAUUAUACUGAUGUGAGGUUUUUUAUGGCGUCUUUGAGGACGGGUAAAACUGAGCAGCUUGAUUUGACUGCCGUGGAAAUUCCCUGGUCUGUGGCCCCAACAAAUCUGGAAGGUUUCUCUGCAGUCUGCUGGCUCUAUGGACGUUACUUGUACAAGACGCUUCAGUACCCCAUAGGACUGGUGGAGUCGUGCUGGGGAGGCACACCUGUCGAAGUCUGGUCAUCUGCAAGAGCACUGCAGCAGUGUGGACUAGAGAAUGCCGGUCCUAAAAAUAAUUCUGUCUUGUGGAAUUCAAUGAUCCACCCGCUGCUCAACAUGACCAUCAAAGGAGCCAUCUGGUACCAAGGUGAGGCAAAUACGUACCAUAAUGAAGACAAGUAUGCCUGCUCCUUUCCUGCUAUGAUCGAUGACUGGAGGAUGUCGUUUCACAAGGGCUCAGGGGGACAAACAGCGAAAGACUUCCCUUUUGGAUUUGUCCAGCUGUCAACAGACAUUAAAAACUCCACCAGUGAAUCCUUUCCGAAUGUCCGCUGGCACCAAACGGCAAACUUCGGCUAUGUCCCGAAUGAACGGAUGGCGAAUACCUUCAUGGCCGUGGCUUUGGAUUUACCAGAUCCAGAUUCACCCCUUGGCCCGAUCCAUCCCAGAGACAAGCAGGAUGUAGCCUACAGACUGACACUGGGAGCAAGGGCAGUGGCUUAUAAUGAGAAGGGCGUGGCCUUCCAAGGACCUUUCCCCAACCAAAUUCUGGAUAACGGAACGCAUGUCAUCGUUAACUACGACCAGAAGAUCUCUGUCAACAAGUCUGAUCACAUCUUUGAGAUCUGUUGCACAGAGACUCCAAUUUCAUGUGGGUCUAAGCCUCACUGGGUUCCGGCUCCCAUCGUGUGGAGUAAUAAGACCUCUGUCGAGUUGUCUACCAAGUUUUGUGAGCCUUCUCAAGAAGUGGGUGCCCUCCGUUACGCAUGGAGAGACUGGCCCUGCGACUUCAAAGCCUGUCCAAUCUACAGCGCCAAUAAGAUUUUGCCUGCACCUCCUUUUAUUUUCAACCACUAUUAGCCCUAAGGAAAGGAGAGAAGGAAACUGUAAGAUGUGAUAAAGUGCCUUUUUGUUUCUUUAUGUCAAAGUUGGCUUAUUUGUGGCCAGAUUUGAAAAGCCAGAUCAAGAUCAAUCAAUCAAUGAUGAGAUGAAAAGUGAUAAGCUCUGAACAAAAUGACAGACAGUGGAUUGUUACUGUGAGAAGCUGAAUUUAGAAAAUUUUUGUUGUUUUUUUUACUGAUAAUUAUGGCACUGACAAAGCACUUUGCCAUACAAUCUUAAAGGGAAUGGUUUUGGGUUUUUUUGUUUUUUUUGUUUACUUGAUUGUCAAGUUUUUUUUCUCUUUCCAAUCAGUAUGGGUGAGUUAUAGGUAGAGUGGGGCAGUGCCAGAUCCUAUGAAUCGUCAAGCAGUAAGCAACACUUACAAUUCAUGGCAUCUGGAUCCCAAACUUAUCUUAACGUUUAUUUUACUUUCUUUUUUACCACAGUAGUCAGGUUUUGUACAGCAUCCACUGUGUCUCAUCAGAGCGGAGAAUACCACUAGACUAAGGCUGCUAUGUCUUAGGUUGUAAUGUCUGGCAGUUUUAGUAGUUAGUCUGGCUGAAGACUCGCCAUCCAUUUUAUAGGUUUAUUUUUUUAUAGAUUUAUUGAAGCUUAUAAAACCCUUGUGGCAGAUGAUUAUAUAUUAUUUUGGUUUCAUCGUUUAUCCUGUUUGAAGUGUAUGCUGGUACAACCACUGCCAAUAAUUGCUGUAAAUAGAAAAGCAUGACAAAUGUUUUAUUUGAACAAAACUCUGGAAUGUUUUUAAGUUUACAACAGAAAUGAAUCUUUAUGAUUUUACAAUUUGCACAAAUAAAUGACAGCUCAGCGACUUUUGGUGGGUGAUACUUUCAAACCUGAUGCUUUUACAUUUUUUUAAAAUGGAUGGAUCACAAUAAAAUCAUUGAUAAAUCAAA